AUGAAUAUUUUUAGAAAGCCUUCAAUGCUUUCUUGUGGCCAUUCAUUUUGUGCAGAAUGCAUACAGCACUGGUUGAGCGAGAACAUAUCUUGUCCAACCUGUCGUACUGACACCCAGGUACCAAUAAGAAAUAUUGCGCUUGAACAGGUUGUUGAAGAGUUUCGGUUGAGCCAGGAAUCUCGUGUGAGGUUUUCGAAACAGACGAAUGGAUUUGAGCCA
Molecule: messenger RNA, 219 nt
Organism: Ostertagia ostertagi
Lineage: Eukaryota; Metazoa; Nematoda; Chromadorea; Rhabditida; Trichostrongylidae
Source: the annotation of a GenBank genome assembly